AUGCCGAAGCAUUUCCAUAAAAAAGCUUUCGAAAAACGUGUCAGCGUCACGACUGCUGCCUCAAGGGUGCCACGAGUGCCGGCGCCGCGUAUAAAUGCAGGGACAGGCGCCGUCCAACCACACUCGAGCGCUCCUCGUCUCCUGCAGCAGUGGAAGACGGGAUCCGGCAUCAUGAAUCGCCUUAUACUUGUGACCGUGGCUGUGGUGGCCUUGGCGUACGUGGCAGCAGCUGGAGGAAGUUAUGGUGGAGGCGGUAGAGGAGGUGGAGGAGGUGGAUUCGGUGGUGGUGGUAGAGGAGGAGGAGGUGGAUUCGGCGGACACAGAUUUGGUGGAGGUGGAGGAGGAUUUGGAGGCAGCGGAGGUGGAUUCGGAGGAAGUGGAGGUGGAUUCGGCGGCGGCCGAGGUGGUGGAUUUGGCGGCGGCCGAGGCGGUGGUGGAUAUGGCGGAAGUGGAGGCCGAGGUGGAGGCGGAAGCGUAAACCGUGGAGUUCUGAUCGGCGCCGGUAAGCUGUCUGGAGGUGGAGGUGGAUUCGGCGGUGGAGGAUUCGGAGGCAUGGAUUCGGAGGCAGUGGUGGAUUCGGAGGCAGUGGUGGAUUCGGUGGCGGCAGCGGAGGUUUCGGCGGUAGCGGAUUCGGCGGAGGUGUGGGAGGAGGAAGAGGAAGCGGCAGUUACGGAAAGUAAGAUGAACUGUCUCCAUCGAAGUAGAGCAAAUUCUCUACAAAAAUGUAAUGAAAUGCGCCGAAUACACUUAAUAAUCUUUCAAGGAAACGGCGCCAAGGCUGAGGGCGGCGGAGGCACCGGGCGGAAGUCGGACGAGGAGCUGAAGUCUUUCUCUUUCUAG
This is a messenger RNA of Penaeus vannamei (Pacific white shrimp), 840 nucleotides long. The record is from RefSeq and is a predicted model, not a curated record. Lineage: Eukaryota; Metazoa; Arthropoda; Malacostraca; Decapoda; Penaeidae.